Hypoxylon fragiforme is the source of this 1968-nucleotide messenger RNA. Its product is annotated as Sodium/hydrogen exchanger family-domain-containing protein. Gene Ontology annotation, molecular function: antiporter activity. The coding region runs from base 31 to 1875 and encodes 614 amino acids. The record is from RefSeq and is a predicted model, not a curated record. NCBI's taxonomy places the organism in Eukaryota, Fungi, Ascomycota, Sordariomycetes, Xylariales, Hypoxylaceae. Gene Ontology annotation, cellular component: membrane. Gene Ontology annotation, biological process: proton transmembrane transport. The transcript is spliced from 3 exons.
CCACCAACCCCCCCCCCCCCUUUCCUAAAAAUGGCAGCAUCCCUCCCCUACCACGAACCCUCCAUCACCGAAAUCCUAACCCUCUCGUCAUUCCUACUAGCCCUCAAUGCAGUCAACGCAUUCCUCGACAAGACGCUCUACUGCGGACUGGUGGGCCAGGUCCUGCUCGGCGUCGCGUGGGGCACGCCCGGGGGCGGGUGGCUCUCUGCUGACGUGGAGCGCGCGGUCGUGCAGCUCGGGUAUGUUGGGUUGGUGUUGAUUGUUUUCGAAGGCGGUCUCUCCUCCUCCCUCUCCCGCAUGCAGUCCAACCUGCCGCUCUCCGUCUGCGUGGCGCUAACCGGCGUCGCCGCGCCUCUCGGCCUCUCCUUCGCCUUGCUCGGCCCCAGGCUGCUCGGCGCAUCCCCCGUGCAGGCGUUUGCUGCGGGCGCGGCGCUGUGCUCGACGAGCCUGGGGACGACGUUUACGGUGCUCGGGACCAGCGGGCUGGUGGGUACGCGGCUGGGGAGCGUGUUGACGACGGCGGCGAUGCUGGAUGAUGUUGUGGGGCUGGUUAUGGUGCAGGUUGUUGCUAGUUUGGGAGGAGGAGGAGGAGGAGGAGGAGGAUCUUUCGAGGCGGUGACGGUGGUCCGCCCUGUGUUGGUUUCGGCUGCGUUUGCGGUUGUGGUGCCGCUGGCGUGUCGUUGUGUCUUGCGCCCUGCUAUGAAGUACCUGACUCCAAUGUGUGUCGAGGAGAAGAAGACGCGAAGGGCCUCGUCGCUGCCGUUGUUACGGGAGAGGCAUGUCGCAUUUGUGGUUCACACGUGUCUCCUUCUUGCCCUGGUGGUUGGUGCUAGUUACGCGGGCGCUUCGGUACUUUUGGCGGCUUAUCUCGCGGGUAUCACGAUCGCGUGGUGGGAUGCAGAGGUAGAGGCUGUCGGACCGAGCUCGAGCUCGAGCCCGAGCCCGACUGUGGUGGUAGAUAAUAGUGAACCUACGGGGGAAACAACCGCAGAUUCUAGAAGAACGCUUUCUACGACUGCAUCUCCGGAGCGGGAACCAGGUUCGGAUGGUGAUGAUGCCAACGCUUUAGAAACGGAUUCUGCAACAAGGCAAACCAGAGGUGGCGAGAGCAGGAUCACGGGAGCUUUAGUCUAUGAACAUUACUAUUCGCAGACUGUUGAGCAUAUCCUGAAGCCCUUCUUUUUCGCAUCCAUCGGCUUCUCGAUCCCUGUAUCCCAGAUGUUCUCCGCAUCCAUCCUCUGGCGCGGCAUCGUCUACACCAUCCUCAUGAUAAUCGGCAAGCUGGUCUGCGGGGCGUGGCUGGUGCGAUUUCCCAUAUCCCUAAGCACAGCCGGGAAAGGGGUAACCACUCGGUAUCACGCUUUCCUAUCCAUGAUUCGGAGGCGCGGUUCGGCUAGCAAUAAACAGCAAGAGAGGGUCGAGAAUGUCAAUACCGAUGACAGACGAGAUGAUACGAGGGAGGAAGCACAGCAGCCACCACCACCACCUCAGCCAAGCGCUCCAACAACACAACCCCCAAUCCCACCCGCAAAGCCACUAUCCCUCUACCCAGCCGGUAUCCUUUCAUUCGCAAUGGUAGCGCGGGGCGAGAUCGGCUUCCUAAUCUCCGCCAUCGCAGAAAGCCACGGGAUCUUCCGGAGCGCGUCCGAGAAGCAGCAGCAGCAGCAGCAGCAGCAGGAAGGGGGCUCGGAAACAACAACAGCAGCAACCUCGGAGCUCUUUUUGAUAGUCACGUGGGCGAUAGUGCUGUGUACCAUUGUAGGGCCGGUUUGUGUCGGGCUGUUGGUUAAGAGGAUUAAGAGGCUUGAAGGGAGGAGAGGAGAGGCUGUAGGCGGCGACGGCCGGAAUGUCCUGGGUGUUUGGGGGGUAAGCUAGGCAGAGAGGGCACGAUUACUGCGUGGUAGACACAUACAUAGCUGGUACAUAUAUGUAUAGGUACCUACGUACUACGGUCACAGUAUAUGCGAU